Messenger RNA from Gilbertella persicaria, 357 nucleotides. RefSeq lists its product as uncharacterized. The transcript has a single exon. Lineage: Eukaryota; Fungi; Mucoromycota; Mucoromycetes; Mucorales; Choanephoraceae. The record is from RefSeq and is a predicted model, not a curated record. The annotation marks the transcript as partial.
AUACAGAUCAAAACUGGCGAAACUACAUUCCCAUUCUCCACUGCUUCUAAGCAACAACUUUACCCAGGUGCAUCAAAUGUGACAGGUUUCAAAAUCGAUUUGCGAUUUGUCGUUCACCAAGGUGGUUUAGAAUUUGAUGUAUGUUCAGUUGAAGCUUGUUACAACAGUGCAAAUGACGACAGAAUUAUUGCAGACGAGGGAAAGCUCAAUCGGGAAGUUAAGGACGAUCUUGAUGGAAUGAUGACUUUGGUACACUAUGAAUCGCGCGCCUGCACAGCAUGGGGUGUGCAAAUUAUGGGACCAUCUUGUCUGAUUUUCUCCUUACAUCUAUCAGAUCAAGGUCUCUAUAUUGCUCUA